CAAACCCAAAAAGGACAGCAAAAAGAAGCUUGAGACCUCACGGUAUGAAAUGGUGCACCCUCGUAACCACCACUGUAUGGAACGUGUCCCCCUCCAUGAUUCCCAAAUCUCGAAUCAAAUUCGAACACGCCACUUCCAAUUCCGGUAUUAAUAGCCACAAUCCUCCUCACAAAAGCUCCCAUCCCUCCGGAAUCAUUCACCAUCGAACCAUGGGAAGUGAAGGUUCCGAUAUGAUGGUUGUGACGAGAAAACCAAGGAUCCUUUGCCUCCAUGGAUUUCGAACCAGCGGCGAAAUCUUCAGAAUUCAAUCGAAGAAAUGGCCGGAAUCGGUACUUGAAAAAGUCGAGUUGUUCUUCCCCGAUGCACCGUUUCCUUGUAAUGGAAAAUCCGAAGUCGAAGGGAUUUUCGAUCCGCCUUUCUACGAAUGGUUCCAAUUCAGCAAGGAGUUUACGGAGUAUGAGAAUUUCGAUAAAUGUCUUGAAUAUAUUGAAGAAUGUAUGAUUAAGUAUGCACCAAUCGAUGGAUUGCUUGGAUUCUCACAGGGUGCAAUUUUGGCAGCUGCAUUGCCAGGACUGCAAGCUAAGGUAUGUUGUGUCUGUCCAUAACUAAACGCCAUUGCUAAGUACAAUUAUCUAUGCAUAAUGAAUAACCAUUGUUGAUACAUACGUUGAAUUCGAUAAACACAAUGUGAAUAAAUGUUUAAAAAAUUUGUCAUGCAAAGAACAUGGGUGUUAUUUAAGGGAAGCAUAAGAAUAAGUAAUCCUUAUUGUAAACGUUUAUUACUGAUUACUUCACAAAUGAAUACAAUCUUUUGGAUUGUUUCAAAAUAAAUGUUUAAUAUUGUAUACAACUUGAAUAAUGGUUUUCAAGUUUCAGAAUGUUUACUAUUCUUGUGUGAAUAUGUCC
Molecule: messenger RNA, 906 nt
Organism: Cynara cardunculus var. scolymus (artichoke)
Lineage: Eukaryota; Viridiplantae; Streptophyta; Magnoliopsida; Asterales; Asteraceae
Product: rhodanese-like domain-containing protein 6
Exons: 3
Coding region: 45-605 (186 amino acids)
Source: RefSeq, a predicted model, not a curated record